This is a messenger RNA of Talaromyces proteolyticus, 825 nucleotides long. Its product is annotated as oxidoreductase. The record is from RefSeq and is a predicted model, not a curated record. The transcript is spliced from 5 exons. Lineage: Eukaryota; Fungi; Ascomycota; Eurotiomycetes; Eurotiales; Trichocomaceae. The coding region runs from base 1 to 825 and encodes 274 amino acids.
AUGGUACAAGGUUUCACUUACAUGAAAGGAGUGGCCUUGGUCACUGGUGCUGCUUCUGGCAUUGGCCGUGCCAUCGCCCAUACUUUUGUGAAGGAAGGCUGCACACGCCUUGUGAUUGGAGAUGUAAACAAGAAAGACCUCGAUAUUGUGUCCGAAGAACUUAGGGCCAUCAAUUCUUCCGUGCAGACCGUUGUGUCGAAAGUAGAUGUCUCAUCGGAGACUGAGGUUCAAGAUUUUGUUGACGCUGGCGUGAAAGCAUUUGGGGGUAUCCACUAUGCCGUGAACAAUGUUGGAAUUACCAGCAAUCCCCGGGCUAGGACUCAUGAGCUUGAAACGUCCUCAUUCGAUCCAUUAGUUGCAGUGAACCUACGAGGUACAUGGCUUUGCCAAAGAGCUGAAAUCCGGCAGAUGUUAAAGCAGAACACAGAGCUCCGGCCUAGGACUGGUGCGCCAGCACAACGUGGCGCAAUUGUGAAUGUUUCUUCAUUGUUUGGUCUAAUGUCAUUCCCGAACUCAGGUGGAUACUCUGCUACUAAAGCCGGAGUCCUUGGAAUGACUAGGACUGACGCUAUUUCCUAUGCCACGGAUGGAAUUCGAGUGAACAGUGUUCUACCUGGCUGGGUGAAAACUCCAACAUCGACCGAGUCUGAGCGUCGGGGUGCCAACUAUACUCCCGUCAUUAAUACUAUCCCAGUCAAGCGCUGGGGUAUUCCGGAGGAGAUUGCGGAAGCAUGCGUAUUUCUCGCAGGUGAAAAGGCCAGUUUGAUAACUGGCGUCGAUCUAGUUGUAGAUGGUGGGAAGAGAGUUGCUACUUGGGUAGACUAG